AUGCCUUGCAGCAGCUGUUACAAGCAAAAAUCUCCGCUCUUUGAACCGAAGAAUUCCAAUACUUACAAAGUGGUUUCUUGCCCCUCAAGUCAAUGUCAAUCUGUAAGUGGAACCUCUUGCUCAGAAGAUACCUGUCACUACAAAAGGUUCUAUAGGGAUAGAUCCUACAGCAAUGGAAUUGUAUCAACAGAGACGAUCACUUUCAACUCCACUAGCUUAGGUCAAACAGUUGCACUCCCACAGAUUAUAAUUGGUUGUGGGCACAAUAACAGUGGACUUUUUAAUGAAGAUGGAUCAGGCGUGAUUGGACUUGGACGUGGAUCAAUGUCCCUUAUCUCCCAAAUGGAUUCUUCAAUUGAUGGGAACUUAUCCUACUGCCUUGUUCCAGCUUUUUCACCACUCAACUCUUCAAGCAAAAUGAGCUUUGGUAAUAAUGCUGUGGUUUCUGGUGCCAUGGUGGUUUCUACCCCAUUACUUUCAGGAGACCUAAAAUCUUUCUAUUUCGUAAAGCUGGAAGCAAUGAGUGUGGGACGCAAGAAAUUGCAAUACAACAGUACACUGAUGCCAAUAGCUCCAGGAAGGGGAAAUAUCAUAGUUGAUUCUGGGACUACACUAACAAUGUUACCAAAGGACUUUUACAAUGAGUAA
This is a messenger RNA of Rosa chinensis, 648 nucleotides long. RefSeq names its product aspartic proteinase CDR1. Gene Ontology annotation, molecular function: aspartic-type endopeptidase activity. Bases 1 to 648 code for a protein of 215 amino acids. NCBI's taxonomy places the organism in Eukaryota, Viridiplantae, Streptophyta, Magnoliopsida, Rosales, Rosaceae. Gene Ontology annotation, biological process: proteolysis. The record is from RefSeq and is a predicted model, not a curated record. The transcript is spliced from 2 exons. Gene Ontology annotation, cellular component: extracellular region.